Molecule: messenger RNA, 907 nt
Organism: Sinocyclocheilus grahami
Lineage: Eukaryota; Metazoa; Chordata; Actinopteri; Cypriniformes; Cyprinidae
Product: zeta-sarcoglycan
Exons: 6
Biological process (GO): cardiac muscle tissue development; heart contraction
Cellular component (GO): sarcoglycan complex; sarcolemma
Source: RefSeq, a predicted model, not a curated record
UCUGUCCCUCAGGAUGGCAUGGGAACUCUCCGCGUAACCAAAGAGGGCAUCAGAUUAGAGGGAGUGUCUGAGUUCCUCCUUCCACUUUAUGUGAAAGAGAUCAACUCCAGAAGGGACAGUCCUCUGGUCUUACAGUCAGACCGCAAUGUGACGGUGAAUGCACGAAAUAACCUUGGCCAGCUGACAGGACAGCUCACUGUGGGCUCUGAGAUGGUAGAAGCCCAGUGUCACCGGUUCGAAGUGAGAAGUAGUGAUGGUGAGACAGUUCUCUUCUCUGCUGAUGAAGAGGAGAUCAGUAUUGGCACAGACAAACUGAGAGUCACAGGCAAUGAGGGAGUUGUGUUUAGUCAUUCAGUGGAAACGCCACAUGUUCGAGCUGAACCAUUCCAAGACCUGAAGCUAGAGUCCCCGACGAGGACACUGACACUGGAGGCCCCUAAAGGUGUUGAAGUCAACGCAGGAGUAGGGGAAUUCAAAGCUUCUUGUAGGAAAGAUCUCACUUUAGAGUCUUCAGAAGGAGAGAUCUUUCUAAACGCAAACUCAAUCCGUCUUGGAAAUCUUCCACACGGGAGCGUGGACACUUUGCUCGGUCCAGGGACCACGUACCACAAGCAGACUGUGUACGAGGUGUGCGUAUGUCCCAGCGGCAAGUUGUAUCUGUCUCCGGCAGAGAGCUCCUCCACCUGCCAGACCACCAACAGUGUGUGUCUCUGGAGCUGAGAAAGGUGGGUGGGCCAUGGACCACCCAGCACCAGAAAGGCCUUCCUUCUCCUUUCCACUCCCACUCCUUCCCUUCCUCCUCUCCUCUGACCUCUUUCCUAGCUCAAGACUUUUCAGUUAAGCUUUUUUUAACCACCCAUCCAUCUGACUGUUCACUCCCCCAUCCAUUGGUCUAUUCAGUAUCUAU